Messenger RNA from Anopheles arabiensis, 2444 nucleotides. RefSeq names its product synaptic vesicle glycoprotein 2C. The record is from RefSeq and is a predicted model, not a curated record. The transcript is spliced from 7 exons. Gene Ontology annotation, molecular function: transmembrane transporter activity. The coding region runs from base 146 to 1750 and encodes 534 amino acids. NCBI's taxonomy places the organism in Eukaryota, Metazoa, Arthropoda, Insecta, Diptera, Culicidae. Gene Ontology annotation, biological process: transmembrane transport.
CCGGGGCGCCGCUCGCCAGUACGGCACGGGACGUUGGCACGGCACGAUUGGCCGUCGGAUAGACCAAACACUUUGGUUGGUGCCGCAGUAGCAAACGGUGACUGAGUGUGCAAGCAGCCGAGCACCUGGGAUACCAGUGGCAACGAUGCAUCCUGCAGCGGACGACCAGCGGCGAGGCGAGGACAGUGUCGGCAACGGUGCGGCGACACACAAAUCGGCCGAAAUUGUCAUCGACCCGGCGCAGAUUGGUGCGCAGAAUGGGAGCGCGACGCCCGUCCAGAGCCAUACGUACAGCGAAGCCCUCGCCGUGGUCGGACAGGGCCGGUUCCACACGCUGCUCCUGUUCAUUACCGGCCUCUGCCUGAUGAGCGUCGUCAACGAGACGGUCAACGUGGGCUUCAUCAUCUCGGCCGCCGAGUGCGACCUGGAGCUUAGCUUCAGCGACAAGGGCAUACUGAACGGGGCCGGCUUUAUGGGCGUGGUGGUCAGCUCGUACGUGUGGGGCUUCCUGUCCGACACGUGGGGCCGCCGCCGGGUACUGCUGCUCGCGUCCUCCGGCGCUCUGGUCACCUCCGUGCUGUCCACCUUCUCGCCGCACGUCUGGGUCCUGAUCGGGGCCCGCUUUCUUGUCGGGAUUUUCGUGUCCGGCAAUGCGGCGACCUCGUACGCGUACCUGGCCGAGUUCCACGGCGAAGCGUCCCGGGCGAAGGUGAUCUCCUGGGCGGCCAUGUUCAUGUCGAUCGGGCUGAUACUGCUGCCGUCGCUCGCCUGGCUCAUCAUACCGCUGGACGCGCAGCUCGACCUCCGCCUGUUCGGCAUGCGGUACGCGAUGUGGCGCAUCUAUCUGCUGCUCUGCUCGCUCGAUCUGCUGCUCAUCAUUGCGGGGCUGCUCUACCUGCCCGAGAGUGGAAAGUUUCUGCUCACCGGCGGCCACCGGGAGAAAGUGGUGCAAACGCUGGCCAAAAUCUAUCAGCUCAACCGGGGCAAACCGGCGCACACCUUCCCCGUCAAGUCGAUCACCCUGGACGCGAUCGACAGUGCGUACGCGGACGAGAUGCAGCGGCGGUCGAAGCUCGGGCUGCGCUACCUCUGGCAGCAGACGGUGCCCCUGUUCCGGGUGCCGCUGCUCUGCCACACGCUCAAGGCGUCCGUGCUGAUGUUCGGCAUCUUCGCCACCUCGUCCGGCCUGUUCCUGUGGGUGCCGGACAUCCUCAACACGUACGUGCAGCACCAGGAUAUGAAGCUGUGCGACGUGAUUGCGCUGAUGCACGCGAACAAAACGGCGGCCCGGUCCGGCGACAGCGUCUGCCCGAUCGCGAUCAACGCCAACAUCUUCCUGAUCACGUCCGCGAUGGGGGUCGUCUUUCUCGCCUGCUACAUCCUGAACGGCUUCAUCAUCAACCGGGUCGGCAAGCGGACACUGCUCAACGGUUGGUUCGUGGUGUGCGGUAUCUGCGGGCUCGCCGUGCUGUGGACUUCCGAUUUCUAUCUGACGCUGAUACUGAUCGCUGCCUUCGUCUCAUCUGGCUGCCUCGGUGGCGUCCUAAGUGCAAUAUCGGUCGACCUAUUUCCGACUAAUUACCGGGCAAUGGCAAUGUGCCUGAUUCUGAUGACGGGCCGGUUCGGGGCAAUGGCCGGCAGCAACAUUAUCGCCUAUCUGCUCACGUACAACUGCAAUCUGAUCUUCAUACUGUUCGGCGGCUCACUGCUAGUUUGUGCUCUAAUUGGAGCAACCUUAACGGAAACGUGACAGGCCAGCUAUUCGAAAAAUGUUUAAUGGCUGCCUGCCCGAACCCUCCCCCCCCCCUUCCCUUGGGACACGUGACAGGUGACUUGCAGAGCUGUCCUCCUCCUCCUUCACCAGCCGGAAAGCAGCAACAGAACCGUGGGCAAAAGUGUUGCCGGCAUCAGUAAACCGUCUUGAAGGAUCUCCACUCACAUACCUGCUCCUAGCCAAAAAAAAAAAACCAAUAAGUCACCGAGUAGAACAAAACAACGCCCGUCCGGAGUCACUGACGAGUGUGUGUGAUCGUCAUAGAUCGUCUCGAACAGGUUGAGCUGGUUCGAUUUUGCGUUUCUAGUGUUUAGAGAGUAGCCAAAGCGCACGUCCUGCCGGUAGUAAUUAGGGAGCGAGGUAGCAGUUUUCAAAUGGGGUGGGAGGGGGUGGGGGGAGGGUAAUUCGUACACCCGCACCCAACCUAGCCCAGCCGUUCGAUGCAAAAGCACUGCACCAACAAAGUAACAAUUAGUUUAGCCCGGGUUUGUUGCGCCCCCACUUCAAGCCGUCGCGUAGCUGUUUAAGACGUUUUACAAGCAGCACACUCAAACGUAUUCCCUCCUUCCCUCCGGUGUGCGAAUGGAAGGUAGGAAUGGAGGCAGCAGCAUGGAGUCAAUAAACGUGCCAGUAUCAUUAUCGGUUGUGAACAUGUGCCGCACCACUGUCA